AUGAUGUCCAUCGCAGCACUCAUUCAGGCAGCAGAAUAUCUGGAUCGCAGGGAAAGAGAGGCAGAACAUGGAUACGCGUCGUCUCUUCCUCUUCCACAUGAUCUCAGUCUAAGUCUGAGUCGUCGGAGAACUAAAUCCAAGAAAUCUCAGGGAAACAGACGGGCACAUUUGCGCAAUUGUCUCGAGAAACUGAAGGAAAUGGUACCUCUGGGGCCGGAGUCGAGUCGACACACAACUCUUGGUCUCCUAACCAAAGCCAAGGGCUUCAUUAAAAAUCUGGAGGAAAAGGAUCGCAAACACCAGACCACAAAAGAGCAGUUGCUUCGGGAGCAGAGGUAUCUCCGCAGACGGUUAGAUCAGUUACAAGAAAUUGAUUUCAAGGAUUCAAUGCACAAACGGAGAAGUAUUAGUGAAUGCAGUUCUGGCAUGUCGUCCAUUUCAUCCAACUCUGAACCAGAGACCACUGAGACUACCGAUGCGUACGAGACAUCAGAAAGUGGUAAGAAUAUCAAUGGAUCCCUUUGUCUUUGUCACCAACUGUUGCCCACAUUCAGUCCAGACCAGACUCGACUGUUGCACUCGUUCGCACUCUUUAAGGUGAAGGUCGACCACAACGAGCAGAAGGGAUGGCCGGUUAUAGAGAGGGGCCAAACAAAGAACUUUUCGCGUUAAUCGUUAAUCUAAGCUAAACGUCACGAACAGAGCCCAGCACUGGUCCGCGCUUUGGUGUCAUUACCAUUCAUAUGGUUUGCCACUAAAACGGAUGUUCAACAGCACCCACAGUCCACCACACCAUCAAUGAGACUAAAACAAUACAAUAGAAUAUUCAGUACAGUAUCGUAUCAAACAAAAUACAAAACACAUUCAAUUUGAUGGCAUCUGUAGGCAUAUACUCAACAUUUUAAAUAUAUUUAUAUUUAAGACAAUAAUAGCACACACAGCGAGGCUCUGAGGCACGGA
Messenger RNA from Oppiella nova, 960 nucleotides. Lineage: Eukaryota; Metazoa; Arthropoda; Arachnida; Sarcoptiformes; Oppiidae. The record is from the annotation of a GenBank genome assembly.